AUGGGUGGAUCUACUUCGUAUAAUGGUAUGGCAUAUAUGAGAGGUAAUCGGGCGGAUUACAAUAAAUGGGCUGAAUUGGGUAAUACAGGUUGGAGUUAUAAAGAAGUGCUACCUUAUUUUAAGAAAUCUGAAAACAAUUUGGAUGAAGAGAUUGUGAAGAAUAACUCAGAAUACCACGGAAUUGGAGGAUAUCUAUCAGUCCAAAGAUUUCCAUAUGCAGAUGAAAAUGUGAAAAAUAUUUUUGAAGCAUGUCAGGAAAUUGGUUAUAAGAAAGUGGAUUUAAAUGGAGAAAAUCAAUUGGGUACAAUGAUUCUUCAAACAACCUCAAGAGAUGGACAACGUCAAAGUACCAACACCGCAUUUAUUAAGCCGAUCAGAAACAAAAGGACUAAUUUGUUUAUCGAAACUGAGGCUUACGUAACGAAAAUCAAAAUUCACCCAAUAAGCAACAGGGCUAUUGGUAUUGAGUACACUUCCACUGUCAACAACAGCAGAAUAAAAAAAGUGGCAUUGGCUACAAAGGAAGUAAUUAUCUCUGGUGGAACUGUUAACUCUCCACAGUUGCUAAUGCUUUCUGGCAUAGGGCCAGCAGAAGAUCUUCAGAAGCUUGGUAUCAAAGUAAUUAAAAAUUCACCAGUGGGCAGAAAUCUUCGAGAUCACGUUUCGUGCACUGGAGUAACAAUUUUGUUGAACACAACAAUUACCGACAAAUCUAAUGAAGAAAAAACUGCAGAUUUAAAACAGUAUUUAGAGAAGCACAAUGGUCCUUUAUCAUCAAUAGGACCUCUGAUAGUUAAUGCCUUUAGCAAAACGAAAUCUCAUGAAAGUGAAAAAGCACCCAAUACUCAGUUAAUCUUUUUAGGAACGAAUUCUCUCACUAAAGGUCUAAAACCUUUAUCUUACUAUGAUCGAAUUAUUAUUAAAACAGUUCUCCUUACUCCUACAAGUCAUGGAAAUUAUACGACAUAG
This is a messenger RNA of Belonocnema kinseyi, 969 nucleotides long. Its product is annotated as glucose dehydrogenase [FAD, quinone]-like. Lineage: Eukaryota; Metazoa; Arthropoda; Insecta; Hymenoptera; Cynipidae. The transcript has 3 exons. Gene Ontology annotation, molecular function: flavin adenine dinucleotide binding; oxidoreductase activity, acting on CH-OH group of donors. The record is from RefSeq and is a predicted model, not a curated record. Bases 1 to 969 code for a protein of 322 amino acids.